AGUUCACCACACACACACAAAGGUAACUUAGUUGAGAGAAAGAGAAAGAGAGAGAGAACAAAACGUCUCACUCAAUCCCUCCACACACACAUCAGUCCCAAAAACCUAAAGCAAGAACCUUUAGCGAGUUUUGAUUCUUUCAUCUUCACCAACAACAAACAAUAACAACAAUUCCCCUGUUUUCUCUUACUUACCUCACGUCCCGAGAGAAGAAGGUCAUGGGGAUUUCGAACAAACCUCACCACCAACUCGACGGUGGUGAGAUGAUGAUACGUGAAACUACCGACGGUAAAAAAAGGAUCGUCAUCGCUGGAAUUACCUCACGUUCGCCGCUCAAGCAGAUUAAUCUACCUUCCGGUGUCACUCUCACCGAAACAGAGGAUCAAGAUCAGUGUCCUACAACACCCACGGCGCUUUCCGUCAGGAUUCCGAGGGUUCCUCCGUGUCCAGCGGCGCCAAGAAAGCGAAAGCCCUCGUCUAAAUGCAGCUACGGCGCCGCCACUAGAGUUUUCUUCUCUCCGCCUGACCUCGAAACCGUUUUCAUUCAGAGACCUAGUUAUUAGCUCGAUCUGUUUUCACUACUCUGCACUCUCUCUCUCUUUCUAACCUUCUCUAGGGUUUUAAAUUUUAGAAUAAUCUGUUUUAGCGCUUUAGUUCUCGAUUCUGGUUCAGCAGUAUGAACUAAGAACCUGAAUUUACUAUAUUUGCUUCUCGUCAGUUGUAUCAAUGUUAUUAGGACACUAAUCAAGGUUAGUGAAUAGGAAGUG
This is a messenger RNA of Capsella rubella, 767 nucleotides long. Its product is annotated as cyclin-dependent protein kinase inhibitor SMR8. The record is from RefSeq and is a predicted model, not a curated record. Gene Ontology annotation, biological process: regulation of DNA endoreduplication. NCBI's taxonomy places the organism in Eukaryota, Viridiplantae, Streptophyta, Magnoliopsida, Brassicales, Brassicaceae. The transcript has a single exon. The coding region runs from base 219 to 563 and encodes 114 amino acids.